AUGAACAAUAAAUUUUGUUCGAAAAGUACGACUCAACGAACAAGAGAUUGUAUGCGCCAAUACCGGUUGGCACGCAGGGAAAGUGAAGUAUUUAGGGUGCUUCGAAAUAACGAACACAAAGACGAAGAUGAUGAUUUCAUGGACAUCUCUAAUUCACUGGAUCCAGUAGCUGGCGAUAUCUCAGAUAACGAUGCUGUUGUUAUGAUUGAUCAAGCCGUUUCAUUGUCAUCAUCAUCGUUGACAUUAUCGUCUGAUGCUGAAUUAUAUGAUGAAGCUGAUUGA
Messenger RNA from Adineta steineri, 282 nucleotides. Lineage: Eukaryota; Metazoa; Rotifera; Eurotatoria; Adinetida; Adinetidae. The record is from the annotation of a GenBank genome assembly.